Molecule: messenger RNA, 1864 nt
Organism: Xyrauchen texanus (razorback sucker)
Lineage: Eukaryota; Metazoa; Chordata; Actinopteri; Cypriniformes; Catostomidae
Gene: gnb5a
Product: guanine nucleotide binding protein (G protein), beta 5a
Exons: 11
Coding region: 104-1171 (355 amino acids)
Biological process (GO): G protein-coupled receptor signaling pathway; G protein-coupled dopamine receptor signaling pathway
Cellular component (GO): cytoplasm; heterotrimeric G-protein complex
Molecular function (GO): protein binding; signaling receptor complex adaptor activity
Source: RefSeq, a predicted model, not a curated record
UCCGUUCGCUCCGUCUCCAGGCUCUUUUCUCCUCCAUCUCUGGUCUCCUCUAACUGGAAAAACACACCUCACCUCGCCGUGAACCGUGUGUUUUUAUGUGAGAAUGGCCGCACAGGAGGUGGACGCGCUGCCCAGCGACACUCUGGAGACGCUGAAAACCGAAUCGGAUGCGCUGAAGACCAAACUGGAGGAGGAGAGAGCCAAACUGCACGAUGUCGAGCUACAUCAGGUGGCGGAUAAGAUGGAGGCUUUGGGUCAGUUUGUUAUGAAGACCAGACGAACCCUGAAAGGCCAUGGAAAUAAAGUGCUGUGUAUGGACUGGUGUAAAGACAAGAGGAGAAUCGUCAGUUCAUCUCAGGAUGGAAAAGUGAUUAUUUGGGAUGCAUUUACAACAAAUAAGGAGCAUGCAGUGACCAUGCCCUGCACAUGGGUCAUGGCCUGUGCUUAUGCUCCUUCUGGAUGUGCAGUGGCUUGUGGUGGGCUUGACAACAAGUGCUCUGUAUACCCUCUCUCCCUGGACAAGAACGAGAACCUUGCUGCCAAGAAGAAAUCAGUGGCCAUGCACACUAACUACCUGUCUGCAUGCUGCUUCACCAACUCCGAUAUGCAGAUCUUGACAUCUAGCGGUGAUGGCACGUGUGCUCUGUGGGAUGUGGAGAGUGGUCAGAUGCUGCAGAGUUUCCACGGACAUGCAGCUGAUGUGUUGUGUCUGGAUCUUGCCCCCUCUGAGACAGGAAACACCUUUGUGUCAGGGGGCUGUGACAAGAAGGCUUGUGUGUGGGACAUGCGCACGGGACAAUGUGUACAGUCUUUUGAGACUCAUGAAUCGGACAUAAACAGUGUGCGGUACUAUCCAAGUGGAGAUGCUUUCGCUUCAGGCUCAGAUGACUCCACCUGUCGUCUCUAUGAUCUGAGGGCAGACAGAGAGGUGGCUAUUUAUUCUAAAGAAAGCAUCAUAUUUGGGACAUCUAGUGUGGACUUCUCCCUCAGCGGGAGACUACUGUUUGGCGGGUACAAUGACUACACGAUCAACGUGUGGGAUGUUUUAAAGGGAACCCGUGUGUCCAUCUUGUUCGGACAUGAGAACAGAGUUAGCACGCUCCGGGUUUCACCGGAUGGAACCGCAUUCUGUUCAGGAUCCUGGGAUCAUACAUUACGAAUUUGGGCGUAACUCUGGAACGUCAGACAUUGGGCACUAUCAGAUUUCUUGGUUUUAUGACUGUCACUGGAAUCCAUGAAAACCACAGACUCUAAUAGUGUGUUGAGUGUAGUCGAGUAUAUGAUACGAGAGGGGCUGUAGUGCAUCCACAUAGACAAACACAAACUAAAUCACACCUUUAAUGAGCACAAUCGCCCAGUUCACUAUGUGCUUGGUAUUAUGGGAUGGCCUUGGAUAGACUUCAGUUGUUGGUUUGUCAUCUGUUUCUAUAGCAGCAACUAUCCCUUUAUAUGUAUAAACAUAUGAACAUAUUCAAACUAGAAAAUAUAUUUGUUUUAGGAAAGAAUAGAUUUUAACUACUUGUAUUAAUAAUAAUAAUAAUAACAAACAAUAUAUUACAUUUCUUGUUGUUUAGGAUCUUUGUAUGAGGCUGAAAGCUAAACAGAGACUCUUAUUAUUCUUAUUAACCACUUGAAGCAUUUUAAAUGAGUGAAACAGAGGCAGAUGAAUGACACUAUAUCUGAUAUGCAAGCUGGCAGGUUUUGUUAUGCUCUCUUGCUCAUAAUAGUCUGCCUGUCAUUCAGUUAUUAUGGCACUAUAGAUGUUUCUUAUUGUAGCAAAGUGUAUAUAUAUAUAUAUUAUACCAUAUAGAUUGUCUCAACAGCACCUAUAUCCCUACACUUAAACCAAAUAAAUUAAUUUUAA